Messenger RNA from Hypomesus transpacificus, 2236 nucleotides. It is a transcript of the gene abcb6b, whose product is annotated as ATP-binding cassette, sub-family B (MDR/TAP), member 6b. Gene Ontology annotation, biological process: heme transport; transmembrane transport. Gene Ontology annotation, cellular component: membrane. The record is from RefSeq and is a predicted model, not a curated record. NCBI's taxonomy places the organism in Eukaryota, Metazoa, Chordata, Actinopteri, Osmeriformes, Osmeridae. Gene Ontology annotation, molecular function: heme binding; ATP hydrolysis activity; ATP binding. The coding region runs from base 94 to 2013 and encodes 639 amino acids. The transcript has 18 exons.
GUCCGUUGUCCAUUAGCUAGUUUUGCUAGUUUAACUUGUAGGGAUGAAGAACAAACAAACCAGAAGAAAACUACUAGGCAGGAGAAUGAUCUAAUGGCUAGCAAACUUGCCAAAGGAGAUGGAAUCACUCUAUCUAUUGAGGUUAACCCCAGCCGAGAUGAUCAGCCCGAGGUCCGAGAGGGCAGGGGUAUCCAGGAGAAGAGCCCAUCUACGUGGCAUGGCUUCAGGCAGAAGAUUCGCUUUCUGGUGCCCUACCUCUGGCCCCGGGGAAGUGCCUUGCUGCAGGGGUUGGUGAUGCUCUGCCUGGCCCUGCUAGCCACUGAGAGACUCAUCAAUGUGUUUGUACCCAUCUACUCCAAGAACAUAGUAAAUGAGUUGACUUCAGGGAGCAGCUGGAGCUCAUUGGCCACAACGGUGUGUGUUUACACUCUGCUGAAGUUCCUGCAGGGCGGAGGGGCAGGCGCGUCAGGGUUCGUCAGCAACCUGCGCUCCUUCCUGUGGGUGCGGGUGCAGCAGUACACCAGCAGGGUGGUCCAGGUGCGCCUGUUUGCCCACCUGCAUGGCCUGUCGCUGCGCUGGCACCUGGAGCGCCACACCGGAGACGUCCUAAGGAGCGUGGACCGCGGCACGUCCUCCAUCAACAACUUGCUCAGCUAUAUCCUUUUCAGUAUCCUGCCCACCAUUGCUGACAUCAUCAUUGCCAUCAUCUACUUUGUUUCUUACUUCAGUGUGUGGUUUGGUCUGAUCGUCCUCAUCUGCAUGGUGCUCUACCUCACCUGCACCAUCUUGAUCACGGAGUGGAGGACCAAGUACAGGCGCGCCAUGAACACCCAGGAUAACGCCGCCAAGUCCAAGGCUGUCGACUCUCUGCUCAACUUUGAGACAGUGAAAUAUUACAAUGCAGAGAACUAUGAAGUGUGUUGCUUUGAGGAGGCUAUUCUCAAGUACCAGGAGAGUGAAUGGAAGACCAAUGCUUCCCUUGCCCUGCUUAACCAGACCCAGAACCUGAUCAUUGGCUGUGGUCUUCUGGCAGGCUCCCUGCUCUGUGCCCACCUGGUAUCCCAGAAGACCUUUCAGGUGGGAGACUACGUCCUCUUUGGAACCUACAUCAUUCAGCUGUACACUCCCCUCAACUGGUUUGGGACUUAUUACAGACUGAUCCAGAGUUCCUUUAUUGACAUGGAGAACAUGUUCAAGCUCCUAACAGAGGAGAAGGAGGUGAAGGACGAUGAAGACGCUGCAGAGUUGGUGCUGACCUCCGGCCAGGUGGAAUUCGACAGAGUGUGUUUCGGCUACUCUGAAGGGAGUCUGAUUCUCCAUGACGUCUCCUUCACUGUUCUGCCUGGUCAGACUCUGGCUCUGGUUGGCCAGUCAGGGUCGGGUAAAAGCACUAUCCUUCGUCUGCUCUUUCGCUUCUACGACCUUCAGGCAGGAAGUAUCCACAUCGAUGGUCAGGACAUCUCUAAGGUGAGCCAGUCGUCUCUUCGCUCCUACAUCGGCGUGGUUCCUCAGGACACGGUUCUCUUCAAUGACACCAUCGGCAACAACAUACGCUACGGACGCGUCACCGCAAGCAAACAGGAAGUGGAGGACGCGGCCCUCGCCGCUGACAUCCACGACAAGAUCCUGACUCUGCCUGAGGGCUACGAAACUCAGGUGGGGGAGAGAGGUCUGAAGCUGAGCGGGGGGGAGAAACAGAGAGUGGCGAUCGCCCGCACCAUCCUCAAAGACCCCCGGAUCAUCCUUCUGGACGAGGCCACCUCCGCCCUGGACACCCAGACGGAGCGCAACAUCCAGGCUUCUCUGGCCACCGUGUGCUCCAACCGGACCACCAUCGUGGUGGCUCACAGAUUGUCUACCAUUGUCGGCUGUGACCAGAUCCUGGUAGUGGAUGAGGGCCGUAUUGCAGAGAGAGGGAGACAUGAGGAGCUGCUGGCCCACGGAGGGUUGUAUGCAGCCAUGUGGCUGAAGCAACAGAACUCAGAGACAGACACACAAACUGACCAGAGAUGACCCCAGCCAUGCCCUCAAGCUUCUUGUACAUAUCUUCAAACUGUGUUUUAAGGCACAUCUCCAUGUGUAAAAAGGCACAGAUCCCAAAUCAUCACUGUGUCACUGUUUAAUUUAUCACAAUAUCGUCCAGUUCUGAAACACUUACAUGGUCAACCAUCAUUAAAGUACGUGGCAAUAAAUACAAACAUACCUACUGUAUGUACAAAAGUUAAUUUAUUUCCCA